AUGCAAUCUUUCAAAAUUGGUCGUGUCAAUAGCAUCAACAACACAAACAUGUUGGAAAACAAUGCAUAUAAUUCAUUCGAAGACGACAACAACAACAACAACAACAAUAAUUUACACCCCGUCUACGUUGGAAAAUCGAGACGUAGGUACCUAGUUACCUCCGAUGUUAUCGAUCACCCUCUUUUUCGAGAACUUAUCGAAAGGAGGACAAGUGAUUCGGAGGAAUAUGUUAGUGUUGGAUGUGAAGUUGUUUUAUUUGAACAUUUGCUAUGGAUGCUUCAAAAUGCUGAUCCACAACCCGAGUCGAUGGAUGAACUUGUCGAGUUUUAUUCAUAUUUGAAAAUUGGUCGUGUCAAUAGCAUCAACAACACAAACAUGUUGGAAAACAAUGCAUAUAAUUCAUUCGAAGACGACAACAACAACAACAACAACAAUAAUUUACACCCCGUCUACGUUGGAAAAUCGAGACGUAGGUACCUAGUUACCUCCGAUGUUAUCGAUCACCCUCUUUUUCGAGAACUUAUCGAAAGGAGGACAAGUGAUUCGGAGGAAUAUGUUAGUGUUGGAUGUGAAGUUGUUUUAUUUGAACAUUUGCUAUGGAUGCUUCAAAAUGCUGAUCCACAACCCGAGUCGAUGGAUGAACUUGUCGAGUUUUAUUCAUGUUGA
Solanum tuberosum (potato) is the source of this 666-nucleotide messenger RNA. RefSeq lists its product as uncharacterized. The transcript has 2 exons. Lineage: Eukaryota; Viridiplantae; Streptophyta; Magnoliopsida; Solanales; Solanaceae. The coding region runs from base 1 to 666 and encodes 221 amino acids. Gene Ontology annotation, biological process: response to auxin. The record is from RefSeq and is a predicted model, not a curated record.